Durio zibethinus is the source of this 1217-nucleotide messenger RNA. The record is from RefSeq and is a predicted model, not a curated record. NCBI's taxonomy places the organism in Eukaryota, Viridiplantae, Streptophyta, Magnoliopsida, Malvales, Malvaceae.
CCUGGGCGCUUGAUAUUUGUGGGACAUAGCUGUUGUCCUCUCUUAGUCAUACUUCCAGUGCUCAAGAGCCAGCGUCAUUCUUUGACCAUCUAUAAGCUCUUUUUCAACUAUGAAGGUCAAAUAGAGGAAAGCAUUUGGCCAAUGCCAGCUCAAGAGAGCCUGGAGGGCUUCAUCUGCUUUCUCUCGGGGUAUAGAACAUUCUUAGGCAAGUUUUUGAGGCUGUUGCUGAAAACAAGGGGAUCAGAGGCCUUUGUUGCUCUCUGGUUGCUAAUGGUUGCUGGGACUUCCCUUGUCACUCAACAGUUGGGCUUCAGUGAUACGGCAUCAAGAAAACUUGUUUUCCAAAUUCUCUAUGGGGAUGGGUCAAGUCCAGCUGUUCUGCAUUCUGCUUCUAUCUCAUCUCCAAAAGCUGUCAUGAUUAUGUACAGAGGAAAAAAAGGACAAUUGAAGUCGUUCAAAGGCUUCCUCUUGCCUACCUGCAAGAAGGGUGAGUUGCCAACAAGAUUUGGUUCAGCACCUCUCGGGGAUACUUCUUUUACAGGUUCAUUACGAAGUAAACAUCAAAAAUAUGAUGUCAAUUAUCUUUUUGCGCCCUACAGCUUGAUAUUUGCAGGACAUAGCUGUUGUCCCUCUCUUAGUCAUACUUCCAGUGCUUGAGAGCCAGCUUGGACCAUUUCUGGCUGGAGCAUUAUUGGCAGAAUCAAAUUUCCGGACACAGAUUGAAGCUGAUAUACGACCAUUUAGAGGCGCACUUCACAGGCAAUUUUUUGUGAGUACUGUAACUUCAAUUGACAUGCAGGUAUAGUAAUUAUUUUAAAGUUGCAUCUGUUUUCUUAUAUGCUUUUUUUUUUUUUUGUGCAUUUGAAUGUUAGCAAUUGAAUAGCUGUUGCUUAAAAGAACUGAAAAUUGUGUCAAUUGUGUGAUAUUUCUGUUUUUUUAUCCUUCAUCCUAUGGUUCUUUCUUUUUUUUUUUGGUAAUAAGCACUAUAGAAUUUUCUGUCCUGAAUUUGCUGUCAAAGGAAUUAAGGAUACCACGCCAGUUAUCUUAAUUUUCGUGCUGUGGUGACUUUAAGCAGCUAUGUUCUCUAGCAAGGCUUGAAGACAUGAAGUUUUGUUGGCUUUACUCCUGAAUGUGUAAAAUGUAGCCAUCAUCAUAAGUAAUGCAUCCAGCAAUAAUGCUUCCCAGCUUUUGAUUUAAUGCAAGUUAUAUUUGUUUCU